Messenger RNA from Ogataea polymorpha, 3179 nucleotides. RefSeq lists its product as uncharacterized. The annotation marks the transcript as partial. The record is from RefSeq and is a predicted model, not a curated record. Gene Ontology annotation, cellular component: nucleolus; 90S preribosome. The transcript has a single exon. Gene Ontology annotation, biological process: endonucleolytic cleavage in ITS1 to separate SSU-rRNA from 5.8S rRNA and LSU-rRNA from tricistronic rRNA transcript (SSU-rRNA, 5.8S rRNA, LSU-rRNA). NCBI's taxonomy places the organism in Eukaryota, Fungi, Ascomycota, Pichiomycetes, Pichiales, Pichiaceae.
AAAAGUCUGCAGCCAAAAGAGCUAGAGAGAAUGAUCCACAGCAACCAGGGCCUGAGACUGUUACAAAGGAUAAAGAGGCGGGCCUGAAUGAACCAAAAUCCGAGCCAGAUGAGAGCGAAAACGCAGAAGAAGAUGUGGAGGACGAGGACGAGAGCUCUGAGGAAGAAGACCAGUACGGUGAUCUUUUGACGGAGGACGUUGAAGAAGGGUUCCAGAAAGUGCUGCAAGCAAUAAAAACUGGAGACAAGGCUUUAUUUGAUAAGAACGUGAGGUUUUUCAAAGACCCAGAGGAAGGGGAGGUUCCCCUUACCAAAAAAGAGAAGCCUAUGUACUUGAAGGACUACCACAGAAAAGUUCUUUUAGACGGCCACGCUUUUGAAGAUGACGACGGUGAAGAACGAGAGUGGAAGGAGGGCGAGAAGCCGUAUGCAGUCCAACAGCAGGAAGACAAGAACAAGCUGCUUUCCGAGAUCCAGUCUGCGUUCAGUGACGAAGAGGGCGACGAUUUUUUGCAGAAAAAAGAGGUGCAGCGAGUGAUCAAGCCUGCGAAGUCACUUCCAGACCCACAGCAGGACGGAGAAAAGUUUUUGGAGGCAUUUUUGGAGAAAGAAGCGUGGAUUCCCGAGCAGGAGGAUUUGAGACCAGAGAUGGAAGAGGAUGACGACGAGUUUGACGAGGCGGCUGAGAAGUUUGAAAACGCAUACAAUUUCCGUUUCGAGGAUCCGAACGCCGCCGAAAUCAUCUCGUAUGCGAGAUCGCAGGCCACUAUGAGAAGAGAGAAGAUGAACAGCAGAAAGAAGCAAAGGUUAAAGAAAAAAGAGGAGCAGCUGAGGGAGGAACAAGAGAAGCAGGAGCUUUUGCGCAAGAAAAAACAGAAGAAAGCUACUCAAGUAGUGGACCGUUUGAAGGAAAUCAAGGAGGCAGUUGGCGACCAGGUUUCUGAGGAAACGAUAGCACGCGUGUUUGGCGACAGUUUAUUGAAAGAUGACUUUGACGAUGCCGAAUGGGACAGCAAAAUGGCGGAGAUUUUCAACGAGGCGUUCUAUGAGGAAGAGGGCAAGCCUGAGAAGCCUGAGGUGGAGUUGAGCGACCAGGAGGAGGAAACUGGAGAAGAAGGCGAGGUGGAAAAAGUGGAAGAAGAGGAGACGAGCGACAACAAAUCCAAGAAGUCGAAGAAGAAGGAAGACAAGAUUGUCAAAAAGAAGGAAAGGCAAAAGUUGAAGGAGGUGGCCGAGAGGCUAGUCAGUGCCAACACCCCCAAACUUCUGGAGGAAGUUGAAGAAGAACGUGGCAGAGGCAAAGAUAAAGAAGAAAUCAAGUUCAGGUACCGCGAAGUUUCUCCGGAGUCGUUUGGCCUCACCACCAGAGAGAUUCUCGUUGCAGACGAUAAGGAUUUGAAUGAGCUUAUAGGACUCAAGAAGUUUGCUCCGUACAGACCGAAGGAGCUAAGGCUAAAGGACAAGAGAAAAUAUGCCAAAAAGAAGAGACUACGUGAAUGGCGGCUGAAAGUUUUCAAGAGCGCCGAUGGACUGGCCGACGACGAGCCUGCUACCAAAAAACAUAAGGUGAAUAUUUCCGAUAAUUAAUUUGAUAAUGGGUGAGGUACAGUUAUGUGUGAUGUGCGAUUAUCUAAGCCUGCCUGCAGCGGUAAUGUGCACCAGCUUGUAUAUCAUUUUUGGCGCCCAAAUAUAUGUUAAAUUGAGAGUGACAGUCGAAAAAGUUACUCCAAUUUUAUACCGCUCUUCUAUUGGGCAUUUCGAUUUACUCCACUGGAAACUCAAGCUGGAAACUCAUUGCCAGCGCUUGACAGGCGACAACUCAGUUCAUCAGAGACUCGCAGAUGCGACCAGCCCAGCAUCUCCCGUUUGGCUUAGGAUCUUGACUCCUCAGCGCCGACGCUCAUAUUCCACCAAAGUUCAUCCAAAUCUCACAGAAUGUUGUUGCAUGAUCCCGUCGCUGCCGUCUUGCUUGAUUGGCCAUGGUGAGCAAAAACUUGGCGCUUGAAGCUAGGAGUCCAAGCUGGUUUUUGUGGCUACAUGCACGCGAAAGACCUGCUUUUAUCCUCCCGGCGAAAAUCCUAGCGCCGAUUUUCCUAAUGGGAGGAUACGUCGACGCAGCCCAUGCUGCGGAGGGGACAUAUAGAACUUUUGAAAUACUGAAGACUGAAUUUAAACGUACCUCCCCUUACAUGGAAAGGGAGAGCGCAUCUCCCCUAUGGAAGGGAAGAAGUAUAUCCCCCCUUCAGAUAGGGAGAAAUAUAAAAUGCGUUCCCCCUAUAGAAGGGGAGAAAUGCAUCCCCCCUUUCAAAUAGAGGGAAGGCAAAUUACAUGCCCUCCCUGUUUGGGGUGGGUAGCCUCUCCCCCUCCCCUAUGGUCAGGAGAGCCGCAUCCACCCCUAGUUUCGAAAGUAUACUUCCCGUCUUUCUAGUACAGGGCAGUGGUGGAACCCCAUACCGGACGACCUAUGGCAGUAUACUUUCACGGGCCUACCCCGUCGUGAUAGUAGUAGUUCAAUGUGUGGUAUAACUGGAAUCUUUGAAAACUGGAAAUAUGGGCGAAAAAAAAACGUGAUUUGGUAGCAAAACCUUAGAAAUGUCACAAGUGUAGCAAAGUGUAGAAACGUCAAAGAAGUGGAACAUCCAAUUGCUAUCCUGGUAAACGUUAUACACCGGAGGGGGCAUCCCCAGCAAAACGCACCAAGUGGACGGUUAUACUGCUGAGUUCUAUUCGUUAGCGCUAACAACGUCGUCAGCCAAUUGCUAAGCAAUUCUUCAGAGGAAUUCGAUAUCUGCUGACCUCGAUUCAAGCUUCCAGGCCGUACUUCGUGCCAAGCCUGUGCAAAGCGUCGCUCGGUAAUUAAACCCGCGCCAGCAUCUGCACACACAUUGACAGGUUCCUAGUCCUUUCAGUACCCCCGGAUCAGGUUGUAGAACCUAUCCCGUUUCUUGCAAGCCACAAUGGAUGCCCCACAAUCCAGUGUCUACGUGAAGGCACUGCAGGUACUGGACCGCUAUCCAUCUGGCUUACAAGAUCCGGUUAAUCAACGCAAUGGGCCCAAUUUAUCUUAGAUUGGACUCCAAGGCGAGGAAAACGGAGUCCUCCCAAACUAGCCAAUCUGAGAGUAUCGUCCGUGAUGAACAGAGAGCUUCCUGAAGGGGGCACAUCUGAUGUACCAAUAAU